AUGCUUUAUAUCCAAUAUCUAGUCUAUAGAUUAAUUACACUAACUAACUAACUUUCUUGUAAUUUCUUUUACUAAAAGCAAUAUAAUUUAUUUGUUCUUUAUUUCCACUAAUAUUUAAUUAAUUAAAUUAAUUUCCAUAAAUUGCUAUUAAACAUUCUUGAGUAAAAAAAAUAAAUGAUAAAAUAAAUUUAAUAUUACAAGGAAUUAGAUGAAUUUUUAAACUCUUCACUUUAAUCUCAUUAGGUUCUCCUUAUUGAUAUGAGAUAAAAAAAAAUUGGUGAUUAAGGUUCUUAACACUUAGUUAACGCUUUAGUAAAUUGCACUAAUCUCUCAAAUUUGAAACUUUAUCUUAGUGGAAAUUAAAUGACUGAUUAAGGUGCAUUAGUGUUAGGUCCUGCUUUAGCAAAUUGCACUAAUCUCUCAAAUUUGAAACUUGAUCUAAGUGAGAAUUAAACUGAUGAUUAAGAUGCAUUAGGCUUAGGUUCUGCUUUAACAAAUUGCACUAAUCUCUUAAAUUUGUCAAUUGUUCUUUAGAAAAAUAAAAUUAAUGAUUAAGGUGCAUCAAGCUUAGGUUCUGCUUUAUAAAAUUGCUCUAAUCUCUCAAAUUUGACACUUGAUCUUUAAUUAAAUAAAAUUGGUGAUUAAGGUGUAUUAAACUUAGGCUCUUCUUUAGCAAAUUGCACUAGACUCUCGAAUUUGACACUUGAUCUAAGUUAUAAUUAAAUUGGUAAUUAAGGUGCAUCAAGCAUAGGUUUUGCUUUAAAAAAUUGCUCUAAUCUCUCAAAUCUGAAACUUAAUUUUUAGUAAAAUAAAAUUGAUGAUUAAGGUGCAUCAAGCUUAGGUUUUGCUUUAUAAAAUUGCACUAAUUUCUCAAAUUUGACACUUGUUAUUAGUAACAAUUAAAUUGGUGAUUAAGGUGCAUCAAGCUUAUAUCCUGCUUUAGCGAAUUGCAUUAAUCUCUCAAAUUUGACACUUGAUCUAAGAUUAAACAAAAUUGGAGAUUUAGGAACAUCAAAUUUAGGUUCUACUUUAGUAAAUUGUACUAAUCUCUCAAAUUUGACACUCUUUCUAAGUGAAAAUUAAAUUGGUGCAAACUAUGCAUCACGCUUAGGUCCUGCUUUAGCAAAUUGCACUAAUCUCUAAAAUUUGGUACUUGUUCUUAAUUACAAUUUAAUUGGUGAUGAAAGUGCAUCAGUCUUAUGUUCUGCUUUAGCAAAUUGCAUUAAUCUCUCAAAUUUGACACUUGACCUUGGUAGAAAUUAAAUUGGCGCAAUGGUAGCAUCAGGCUUAGGUUCUGCUUUAGCAAAGUGCAUUAAUCUCUAAAAUUUGAUACUUGAACUUCGUGACAAUUAAAUUGGCGCAAUGGUAGCAUCAGGCUUAGGUUCUGCUUUAGCAAAUUGCAUUAAUCUCUCAAAUUUGACACUUGAACUUCGUGAAAAUUAAAUUGGUGCAAUUGGUGCAUCAGGCUUAGGUUCUGCUUUAGCAAAAUGCAUUAAUCUCUCAAAUUUGACACUUGACCUUGGUGACAAUUAAAUUGGUGAUGAAGGUGCAUCAGGCUUAGGUUCUUUAGCAAAUAGCAUUAAUCUCUCAAAUUUGACACUUUACCUUGGUGACAAUUAAAUUGGUGAUGAAGGUGCAUCAUGCUUAGGUUCUGCUUUAGCAAAUUGCAUUAAUCUCUCAAAUUUGACACUUAAGCUUUCUUACAAUUAAAUUGGUGCAAUCGGUGCAUUAGGCUUAGGUUCUGCUUUAGCAAAUUGCAUUAAUCUCUCAAAUUUGACACUUGACCUUGGUCACAAUUAAAUUAGUGAUGAAGGUGCAUCAGGCUUAGGUUCUGCUUUAGCAAAUUGCAUUAUUCUCUCAAAUUUGACACUUGAACUUGGUAACAAUUAAAUUGGUGAUGAAGGUGUAUCAGGAUUAGGUUCUGCUUUAGGAAAUUGCAUUAAUCUCUCAAAUUUGACACUUUACCUUAGUCAAAAUUAAAUUGGUGCAUCAGGCUUAGGUUCUGCUUUUACAAAUUGCAUUAAUCUCUCAAGUUUGACACUUUACCUUAGUUACAAUUAAAUUAGUGAUGAAGGUGCAUCAGGCUUAGGCUCUGCUUUAGCAAAUUGCAUCAAUCUCUCAAAUUUGACACUUGACUUUGGUUCUAAUUAAAUUGGUGAUGAAGGUGCAUCAGACUUAGGUUCCGCUUUAGCAAAUUGCAUUAAUCUCUCAAAUUUGACACUUAACCUUCGUCACAAUUAAAUUGGUGUAAUGGGUGCAUCAGGCUUAGGUUCUGCUUUAGUAAAUUGCAUUAAUAUCUCAAACUUGACACUUGACCUUCGUCAUAAUUAAAUUGGUGAUGAAGGUGCAUCAAGCUUAGGUUUUGCUUUAGCAAAUUGCAUUAAUCUCUCAAAAUUGACACUUUCACUUCGUGACGAUUAAAUUGGUGAUGAAGGUGCAUCAGGCUUAGGUUCUGCUUUAGCAAAUUGCAUUAAUCUCUCAAAUUUGACACUCUACCUUAGGUAAAAACAGUUUAUUUGUUUUGGAUUAUGA
Tetrahymena thermophila SB210 is the source of this 2532-nucleotide messenger RNA. Its product is annotated as kinase domain protein. The record is from RefSeq and is a predicted model, not a curated record. Gene Ontology annotation, molecular function: GTPase activator activity; small GTPase binding. The transcript has 28 exons. Gene Ontology annotation, biological process: nucleocytoplasmic transport; activation of GTPase activity. Lineage: Eukaryota; Ciliophora; Oligohymenophorea; Hymenostomatida; Tetrahymenidae. Gene Ontology annotation, cellular component: nucleus; cytosol; perinuclear region of cytoplasm.